Molecule: messenger RNA, 1794 nt
Organism: Ctenocephalides felis (cat flea)
Lineage: Eukaryota; Metazoa; Arthropoda; Insecta; Siphonaptera; Pulicidae
Product: zinc finger protein 525-like
Exons: 2
Coding region: 87-1238 (383 amino acids)
Biological process (GO): regulation of transcription by RNA polymerase II
Cellular component (GO): nucleus
Molecular function (GO): RNA polymerase II transcription regulatory region sequence-specific DNA binding; DNA-binding transcription factor activity, RNA polymerase II-specific
Source: RefSeq, a predicted model, not a curated record
GGAUUUAUUAAAGUUAAAUUCGAAGAUAAAUUUAGUAAAAAGAAUUCAUCAAAAGUUAGUCUAUUGUAACUAAACUAACCUCAAAAAUGUCUGAUGAAAUUGAUUUUACCAAAACAAUAAAAACCGAACCGAUCGAUGAUUAUCCUCAAGUGAAACAGGAAUUUGAUGAUUGUGAAAAUACAGCAGAUUUGUAUAUGGAUGAUGAUAUAUGUCUGCAGCAAUUUCUAAAAUCUGAGGUUACAAUUGACGAGGAAAUAAAACAAGAGACGAUUGAUGACCAACAUGAUUUGACUAGUAUAAACAAAACUGUUUUAGAUGAAAGUUCUUGUAAUUUAGUGGAUAGUAUGAACAAAUCAUUUGAAAAAGUUUCAGGAAAAAGUGAAACAACUGAUAACUUGAAACCCUAUAAAUGUGAAUUAUGUAAUAAAACAUUUACAGCAAAACAAAGUUUAAUCCGACAUCAAACGAUCCAUACUGGUGAAGGUCCUCAUAUUUGCGAAAUAUGUAAUGAAAAAUUCAGAUGGAAAAAAAAUUUAAAUAAACAUAAAGUGGCCCAUACUGGAGAACGGCCUUAUGAGUGCAAAAUAUGCAAUAAAAGAUUUUCACAGUCAAGCAAUUUAAGACAGCAUUUAUCAGUGCAUACUGAAGAACGUGCUUAUGAUUGUGAAAUUUGCAAUAAAAAAUUCAAAACAAAACAAACAUUAACUCAACAUAAAAUAGUACAUACUGGAGAACGGCCUUAUGAGUGUAAUAUAUGCAAUAAAACAUUUUUACAAUCUGGUAGUUUAACACAGCAUUUAUCAGUGCAUAGUGAAGAACGUCCUUACGCAUGUGAAAUAUGUAAUAAAACAUUCAAAUUGAAAAAAAUGUUAAAACAACAUAAAGUGCUCCAUUCUGGAGAGCGCUCUCAUGAAUGCAAAAUAUGCAAUAAAACAUUUUCACAUUUUGGUAGUUUAACACAGCAUUUAUCAGUGCAUAGUGAAGAACGACCUUAUGCAUGUGAAAUAUGUAAUAAAACAUUCAAAACUAAACCUGUAUUAAGGCAACAUAAAAUUGUACAUACUGGAGAACGGCCUUAUGAGUGUAGUAUAUGCAAUAAAACGUUUUCACAUUCAAGUAGUUUAAGACAGCAUUUAUCACAGCAUAAUGGUGAACGUCCUUUUGCAUGUGAAAUAUGUAAUAAAACAUUCAGAAUAAAAAAAAUGUUGAAACAACAUGAAAUGAUCCAUUCUGGAUAACGUGCUUAUGUGUGCAAAAUAUGCAAUAAAAGAUUUACACAGUCAAGUAAUUUAAGAAAGCAUUCAUUAGUGCAUACUGAAGAACGACCUUAUGAAUGUGAGACAUGCAAUAAAACAUUCAAAACAAAACCUAUAUUAACACAACAUGAAAGAGGGCAUACUAGAGAACAAACUGCAAAAAAACAGUCAAUAAAUUAGUUGAAUAAGUCUAGAAAUUGUCCCACCUUAUAAUCUUUAUCAAUCACUCAACUUCAUCUCAAUUUAUAUUCAUACAGCAUAUUAAUUCACCAGUGGCAAGCAUAGCUCACUUGGUAGCAUGUCGAUGCACACGGCAGGGAUCUUCGGAUCAAAUCCUGUCAUUGACUUAGGCUAUAGGAAAAAAUAUGUAUAUGGAAUUUGAAUAAAACUUGAGAAAAAUAGGAAUAACAGAGUUCGAACAGCUGAAUUGUAUUAGGAGUAAGAAGAGAAAUGUUGGAACUGAGCUGAAAUUAAAAGAAGAAUGAAGAAAAAAAUGGAAUGAAGCUAGAAGUUAAAUAGAAUUAGAAAUUUGAAAAAG